AUGGAGAAAAAUGUAAGAAUAAAUCGUGUGAUUGUAAGCUCAGUCCUUCAGUGCAUUUGUCAGAUGGGAAAUUUCUCUGAAGCUUAUUUUUGGUUUAAAAAGUUUAGAGAGAUGAACAUCACUCUUGAUAGGGUUUGCUACAAUGUCGCAUUUGAUGCUUUGGGAAGGCUUGGCAAAGUAGAAGAAGCUAUUAAGUUGUUUCGAGAAAUGACGGGUAAAGGAAUAGCUCCUGACGUCAUCAACUACACGACUUUGAUACGUGGUUGCUGUCAACAAGGUAAAAGUUCUGAGGCCUCUCGUUUGAUGACUGAAAUGGAAAGAACAGUUAAAACACCUGAUAUUAUUAUAUAUAAUGUACUUGCCGGUGGAUUAGCUAGGAACGACCUUGCAGAAAAGGCACAUGAAACUCUAAAACGAAUGGAAGAUCGUGGGGUAAAGCCCACUUCCGUUACACACAGCAUGGUCAUUGAAGGCUUCUUUGCUGCUGGUAGAAUAGACAAGGCUGAAGCUUUCUAUAAGAGUAUGGAACAUCGAUCUCGGGAAAACGAUGUAAGUAUGGUAAAAGGUUAUGUUGAGGCUGGCUGUCUUGAUCAGGCCUAUGAAAGAUUCAUUACAUUAGAAUUCCCUCUUCCCAAGAGUGUGUAUUUUACUCUAUUCACUAGUCUUUGCGCCCAGAAGGAUUAUAUCAGCAAAGCUCAAGACUUACUGGAUAGAAUGUGGGAACUUGGAGUCGAACCUGAGAAGAUCAUGUAUGGAAGGUUAAUAGGUGCUUGGUGUCGAGUUAAUAAUGUGAGAAAAGCCCAGCAGUUUUUUGAAAUAUUACUUAGUAAAGAGAUUAUCCCUGAUUUGUUCACUUACACAAUCAUGAUUAACACCUGUUGCCGGUUAAACAAGCUGAAGCAAGCUUAUGCCCUUUUUCAAGACAUGAAGAGGAAAAAUGUUAAACCUGAUGUGGUAACAUACACAGUUUUGCUCAAUAAUAUGCCACACUUGGAUAUGAAGAUGGAAAUGGAAGCCUUUGAUGUUAAACCAGACGUUGUUUACUACACGGUUUUGAUUGAUCAGCAGUGCAAGAUUCAGGAUCUUCAAAAGGCGGAAAGGAUCUUUGAUGAAAUGAUAGGUAGUGGAUUGGAGCCUGAUGCUAUGCCUUACACAGCACUAAUAGCUUGUUGUGUUAGGGAUGGAUCUGUACAUAAGGCGGUCACACUUAUGCAAGAGAUGUCGGAAAAGAAGAUUGAGCCAACUGAAGCUUCCGUGUUUAUAGUGCACUAUGCUAGAAUAAUGGCCAAGCUACUUCGUAGAAGAUGA
Molecule: messenger RNA, 1308 nt
Organism: Camelina sativa (false flax)
Lineage: Eukaryota; Viridiplantae; Streptophyta; Magnoliopsida; Brassicales; Brassicaceae
Molecular function (GO): protein binding
Source: RefSeq, a predicted model, not a curated record